CAUCUUUGUAGUGAAUUUCCAUUUUCCUUCAACUAUUUUCUCAGUCUUUCCUUUAAGACAGGUAAACCUUUUUGCAUAUUCAAAAUCCUCCUAGAAUACGUAGUUCUGCAGGUUUACUAUCUGUUGCAGCAACCACCACUUUUGUCUGGUAUGAAUCCCAUGAUCUUUGCUUAAUAAUUCUAGCUCAUCUAUUGCCCCAUCCCACAGCAGCAGCAUCUUGCUAUUGUGUGGUUUUGGAGCAGUGUGCAGGACAGGCUCUCAUUUUGGCAAAGUAUGCCUAACAGAGAUAGCAUUAUCCAGUGCAGAAUAGUAAGGCCCAUGAACCUUGUGCUUUCUUCCGAAGUGGUUUUCUGGAAAGAUCUCCUGCAUCUGUUUAUCUCAGUUUCAAACCUGUUAAAUCAAAAGAUUUUGUUACCUUAAGACAGACUUAUGAGGAGCACUUUACAUUAUAAGCAAUAACCUGUGCAUUCUGUUUCCAGGGUGAAAUUCUUGACCAUAGCCUAGAGACACACAGACAUGCCUGAGCUUAGACACACAAAGAAACCCAAGAAGACCAGCAGGGCUGGUAAUGCAUUUGUGGUGAGCCUGGCUUUGGCUGAUCUGGUGGUGGCCUUGUAUCCAUACCCACUGGUGCUCUUAGCUAUUUUCCACAAUGGAUGGACUUUGGGUGAAAUGCACUGUAAAGUGAGUGGCUUUGUGAUGGGACUAAGUGUAAUAGGCUCUAUUUUCAACAUCACUGCAAUUGCAAUAAACCGAUAUUGCUACAUAUGUCAUAGCUUUGCCUAUGACAAAGUGUAUAGCUGUUGGAACACAAUGCUCUAUGUCUCCUUAAUCUGGGUAUUAACAGUAAUUGCGACUGUGCCAAAUUUUUUUGUUGGCUCCUUGAAGUAUGAUCCACGCGUCUACUCAUGCACGUUUGUUCAGACUGCAAGUUCCUACUAUACAAUUGCAGUUGUGGUAAUUCAUUUCAUCGUCCCUAUUACUGUUGUGAGCUUCUGCUACCUUCGAAUUUGGGUCUUAGUGCUUCAAGUUAGAAGACGAGUCAAGUCAGAAACAAAGCCAAGACUGAAACCAAGUGACUUCAGAAACUUUCUUACCAUGUUUGUGGUAUUUGUACUGUUUGCAGUCUGCUGGGCUCCUUUGAACUUCAUUGGCCUUGCUGUAGCCAUCAAUCCUUCAGAAAUGGCACCAAAAGUUCCUGAAUGGUUAUUCAUUAUAAGCUACUUCAUGGCCUAUUUCAACAGCUGCCUUAAUGCAAUAAUAUAUGGACUUCUUAACCAGAACUUUCGGAAUGAAUACAAACGUAUUUUAAUGUCACUGUGGAUGCCAAGGCUUUUCUUCCAGGACACAUCCAAAGGAGGAACUGAUGGACAGAAGAGCAAGCCUUCUCCUGCUUUAAACAACAAUGACCAAAUGAAAACUGAUACCUUGUAAAGUGCUGAUGGUUAAUGCAAAAGUCUGUCACAGAGAGCUCCAAUGAUAGAGUUGCAAUGUUCUCUAGUCGCUCUUGUUUACUCUGGGGGACCUUCCACUUGGAUGGUACUUUGUGACUGGAAUACUGUCUUCUUGGUAAAGCACAUUGCUCGCAAUUCAUUAUUUAUACAAGAUAUCAGUUGAAAAAAAACAUUUCAAAAUUAAAGCAGCAGAUGAGUGCAAACUAUUUUGUUUUUGAGAGUUGAAUUCUAGUUCAAGGCAUGUGAGGCAAGUUUUUAUUCCACUAGGAACCUGGCAUGCUUUAUCCAAGGUCAGGAUUCAGUUCUCAAAAGGUGCAGUGAAGGUACGUGCUUAUGGGCACAGCAGCUCAUCAAGGCUGCAGAGUGAUAUUUUAUGUUCAAUGAUACAGAGCCAAAAUCUUGUCAGUGGUGUCCAGUGCCAGGACAAGAGGCAGUGGGCACAAACUGGAACACAGGAGGUUCACUCUAAAUACCAGGAUGCAUCUCUGUGCUGCGCAGAUGAUGGAGCACAGAAACAAGUUUUCCACAGAGGCUGUGGGGUCUCCUUGGAGAUUUUCCAGAGCUGCUUGGAGAUGGACCUGGGCACCCUGCUCUGUGUGGGACAGAUCUGAGUUGUGGUUGCACCAGAUGGACCCAGAGGUCCUUUCCCACUUCCACCAUUCCGUGAUUCUAAUAGAAGGUGCAUCAGAUACUUUGUUUUCCAUACAUAAGAGAAAUAUCAGAUUUCUGUGCAAGUACUGGUGGCAGUAGUAGUGGCUAUGAAUCACACUUACGAAUUGGAAAGAAGAGUGUUGGUAUGAAAGUAAAUAUUAACAUCAAAGCCUUUCCUGACCAGUUUCUUCUUAUGUGCAUACACUGUGUUUCCCUACUUUGUGAUAAUGUAAUAUAAUAUAAAUAUAUUUUUUCUUACAAAAGUACUUCAGGCAAAAUUCUUUCUUUUAGAUAAAACUGAAUUUCCUUGUGCCCCAUUUACUUACCUCAAAAUAUACAACUAAAGUAACUUGAUGCACUUCAACAUAAUUGACACGUUUUCAACAGGCUGGAAAUUGCGGCAUAUAUCCUGUAGUAAUCUGGAAUAGCAAUUGGACACCAGGCAUGUUAGUUCAGAUUGCCUCAAGUGACAGUAAACACUAGUGAGUGACUGAAUGAAAAAACCCUUUUAACUGUAAUGGCAGCUGAGAUACUUGCCUCACAUGCAGACAUCAAGUCUUGAAUAAAAUCCACCUUUGGUCUCUAAUCUAAUGUAAUCUUCAACCUUUCCUCUGUAGACAAUACCUAUCAGUAGAGAUAGAUAGGAUCCCUUGCACUUACGAUAAUCAUGCAUCCAAAGAUGUGAUGAAUUGCUCCAUGUUGGUGCUGGUCUCAUUGACUGUGGAACAUUUAUUUACUAGUUCAAAAUAGGAAAGUUUGGGUCGUUAUAUUAGGAUGUAUGUUGCCUAAUUGGGGUUUUCUCCUGUGUAGGUGUUGGUACACAUUUACAUUUCUAAAUUCCCACUGCAGUCCAUGGAGGCCUAGGAAACAGUUCAUUUUAUCUUGGAAUAGCCUUCCUUAUUGGUCAGAGGAACUGACUGACAGAACUCACAGUGUCUUCAUUGAUUAUAACUGAGAUCAGGUAGUGCAUACAUAAAAACAUUUCAGACAAAGACAGGUAAUCUCAAAAUCCAAUUUGGGAUCUGUGUGCAAGCACACAGUGAAUAAAGUUAUCAUUAGUUCUGAAAUGCACAUUGCUCUUAGUAGCACUCAUCAGAGGAGAGGCAAGAGGCCAAUCAGCUUUUCUUUUGAUUUCAGAUAUAUGAGAUAAGAAAGAAGGCUGUUGUCACACUCCAGUUUGUGUUUCCUGACCUGACUACUGUGGAAAACAUUUCUGUUGUAGUUUAUUUGUGCAUCAAAUACACCACUAUCAAAGGUGUAAAGAUAUUAAACAUAGUCUUUUUUAUUACACAUACAGAAAAACUUCAAUGAAGCAUCAUAUUUUAACUGUUUUGCUUGCUUGCUGUAGUGUAACUUGCAGCAACAUAACAAAUGUGAUUAUUCUUCUAGUUUAAUUCAUGUUAACCAGCUAAUUCCUGAUGAUUUCUGAAGCUCAGUACCCAAGGCCUCAUAAAGUAGUAGCAUGAUAAACACCGACAAAUCUGAAUAGGGCUAUGAGAGAUGUAAAUAUUUUCUCUACAUUACAGAUAUAGGAGUUUACUUAAUCCGCUAGCAGUAGCAGUUUCUUUCUGACUUCUCUGAGUACUCAAAUUUGUAACCUGAAAGUCAAAAUUUGUUGUUUGACUUUCACGUAAAUUAGUCUUGGAACAGAUCAAUCUUGGUUUAACACUUGAUAACUCAGAAGAGUCAAAAAAAUUAUCAAAUUCCUAGUGUUGUUUUAGCUUAAUAAAACAUCACAACCAAUUGCUUAACCACAGAAGUGAGCAGCUGUCAUUCUACAUAUUCAUGGGAAGCAAAUCUGCAGUUUUUAUCACUGCAAAUUAAAAAUGAAAGAUCACUUUCAAGAGUCCAUGUGCAGAUACUUCUUCAACUAUCCUAAAAGAAGUUUAUGCUAAUAAUCAUUGCAUCAUAGAAUAGCUUGAGUUGGAAGAGACAUUAAAGCCAAUCCAGAUCCAAACCCUGUAAAGCCCGCUACUUGUUCACGCAGCCCUGGACCCCAUCCAGCUUGGUCUUGGACACUUCCAAGAAUGGGGUACCACAGCUUCUUGGGGCAGCCUGUGCCAGUGCCUUGCCACACUGAGUAAAAAACUUCCUCCUAAUGCCUAGCGAAUCCCCUCUUUCAGUUUAAAAUCUUUCCCCCUUGUCCUAUCAUGUCUGCUUGUGUAAAAAGUUGAUUUCUCUCCUGUUAGUAAUGUCUUUUUAAAUACCCAAAGGCCACAGUGAAUACUCCCUGAAGUUUCUUUUUUUUGCUGGGCUUAACAAGCCCAUCCCCAUUAGCCUUUUUCUUCAUAAGAAAGGUGCUCCAGCCCCCUGAUCAGUUUCUUGGCCUCCUCUGGACUCUAUCCAAAAGCUCCACAUCUUUCCUAUGCUGGGGGCCCCAGACCUGGGUGCAUGAGGGCAGAGCAGAGGGGCGCAAUCACCUCCAGCAACUUACUGACCAUCUCUUUUGAUGCAGUCCAAGUUACUGUGGCUUUCCAGGCUGCUAGAGCACACUAUUGGCUCAUGUUCAGCUUUUAAUCUAGCAGAACUCCCAAAUCCAUCUCCACAGUGCUGCUCUCAGUGAGCUUUUCUUUCAGUCUGCACUUACAUCUGGGAUUGCCUUGACCCCAGUGCAACAUCUUGCACUUGGCCUUGUUGAACCUCAUUCAAUUCAUGUGAGACCACUUUUCAAGUGUGUUCAGAUCCCUUACUAUGGCACCCCUUCUUCUAUCAUAUCAACUGCAUCACACAGCUUGGUGUCAUCUGCUAAGUCACUGAGGUUCGAAGACAGUUCCCUGGAGGACACUACUCAUCACUGCUGUCCACCUGAACAUAGAGCCGUUGACAACAAUACUUUGGUUGCUAUCACCCAAACAAUUCCUUAUCCACUGAAUAGUCCACCCAUCAAAUUAAUAUCUCUCUAACUCAGGGUAAAGGAUAGUGCAAUGUUCAGAGAAGGACAUGUUUCAAUACAUGACAUUUUAUCACAAGUGAUCAGAAUUUGUUGAAAUAAUACUUAAUUAUUAUUAGUGGAUUCUACUACUGUGAAUUUUCCUGAAUGGGAUAGUGCCCUGCAUGGUGUCCACAAAAUGAACUGGGAUAUUUAAUGUGCCAAACUCUGCUACCGAAUGAGUCCUGACAUAUGAACAAUAACUCAUGUCUGUUAAAGUAAGCUUUUGUACCAGGCAUUACUCCACAGAAUUACAUUUAAUUUAAUCUGAAAAUCAAUUAAGAGUAGAAAAAUUAAAUUAAUGUCAAUGGAUGCCGAAACCCCUACAGGUGGCAAUGUUUUAUUUUUCCCCAUAGCAAUGUAUCCAUUUACUUACAUAAAAUACUUUAAAUUAAUUUUAUCCCUUUACUUAUUGUGAUUCAAAGUCCAUUUUCCCUCAAUUUAUAUUUGAAGGAAAAAUAUAAAUGCAGUUUAAAAUAACUCCUCAUCAGUAGAAGUUAUAUGCUUAUAACAUGAUAUGAAAAUAUACCCAGGAAGAACAUACUUGUCAACGUGAGUUCUAUCUAGAAGAAGAGAUGUAAGGAAGACCCAGGUAACUGUGGGCCCAUGUCUUGAGUGAGCCUACAGGACAUGUGCGGAUCAGGCCCAGCCAGCAUGAGGCCUUAGAAAGGCAGGUCAUCCUGAUUGACCAACUUGAUUGAGUGACCCGCCUGGUGGACAAGAGAAAGACUGCCAAUGUAUUCUAUCUAGAAUUCACCAAAGCCUUUGACACUGUCUCCCACAGUAUUCUCUUAGAGAAGCUGGCAGCCCAUGGCUUGGACAGAUACACUCUUUGCUGGGUAAAAAUCUGGCUGGAGAACCAGGCAGAGAGUAGUAGUGAAUGGAAUUAAAUCCAGCUGGCAACCUGUCAUGAGUGGUGUUCCCUGGGGUACUGUUCAGUAUCUUUUUUGAUGUCCUGGAUGAGAGCUUAGAGAGAAUCCUUGAUAAGUUUGCGGAUGACAUCAAGCAGGAAGGAAGUGUCGAUUUGCCUGAGGGUAGGAAGGCCCUGCAGAGGGAUCUGGACAAGCUGGAUAGAUGGGCUGAGGUCAAUGGGAUGAAGUUCAACAAGACCAAGUGCCAGAUCCUGCACUUUGGCCACAACAACCCCAGGCAAACCUACAGGCUUGGGGCAGACUAGCUGGAAGACCGUGUAGAGGAAACAGACCUGGGGAUGAUGGAUGACACGUGAGUCAGCAGUGUGCCCAUGUGGCCAAGAAGGCCAAUGACAUCCUGGCUUAUAUCAGCAACAGUGCAGCCAGCAGGAGCAGGGAGGUGAUCAUCCCUCUGUACUCAGCCCUGGUGAGGCUGCUCCUUGAGUACCACGUUAAGUUUUGGGCCCCUCACUACAAGAAAGAUGCUGGGGCCCUGGAUUGUGUCCAGAAAAAGUCCAUUUUUGGUGUCUGCUCACAGAAAUGUUAAUUUCAAGGUCCUUUGCAGGCAAAACUCCAAAGUAUUUGAUGGUUGCAGAAUGAAACCUUGACACUGCUGCAUGAAUUAUUCUUUGAGAGAAUAAAGAAGAUGUAGAAAAUGAAACAGCAUUUUAAAAAUCAUAUUCUAUAUCUGAGAGAUAUACCUAGCCCUCCUCUGGACCCACUCUAACAGUUCCAUGUCCUCCUUGUGUUGGGGGCUCCAGAACUGGAUGCAGUACUGCAGGUGGGGUCUCAUGAGAGCAGAGCAGAGGGUCAGAAUCACCUCCCUCAACCUGCUGGUCACAUUUCUUCUGAUGCAACCCAAGAUACAGUUGGAUUUCUGGGCUGGGUGAUUCAUCAGCAAGUUUUUCCUGAUACCCAAACUAAGCUUUCCCUGGCAUAACCUGAGGCCAUUUCCCCUUGUCCUGUCACCUGUCACCAGUGAAAAGAGACCAGCCCCACACAACAGCCUCCAGACACAGAUUUCACUGCUUUUUAUUUUCUCCACAAAACACAGCUUGCUUUAUUAUUGUGAACACAAAAGAAGUUCAUGGAUUUUCCAGGCCCAGGAAGCGCUCAGGAAGUCCAUGUGGUUGCUGCUGCUCAGAAUGGUUUCUGGGAGGAUAAGACCACUUCAGUUGCUAAAAGUUUUGUGUCUCCUCUAUCAGAUACUGUCACUUUCCCAUCCUUCUCAUCUGCUGCUGACAGCAAAUUUCCAGGUCUAUCUGCAACUCUUCACUGCUCUAAUAUUGCUCCAUUUUUCAUGUCAGAAGUAGUUUGGUAGAGCAUUGUUUUGCCAGCCUUGAGGAGGGUGAUUUGUUUACAUUGCUGAGCAACCUUAAAAGCUGCCUGUACAUGUGACACAAAUAGCUUUCUAGGAAGGACGGCCUCAAAUUUCUCAGCCUUUCUCAGCCGUAUGGUGCAUGCCCCAGGUCCUUGACCUACUUGUUGAGCUCAGCUGGACUCACAGCACUAUACCAACAUCUAUUUUCCUUUGGGAAGCCUGUAACAAGGCACAGUACUCCAGAUGUAGUCCUGCCAGUGGUGAAUAAAGUGGCAGGAUCACUUCCCUUAACCUGCUGGACACCAUUUUCCUAAUGCAAUGCUCUUUGCUACAAUUGCAUGUUCCUGGCGCAUAGUCAGAUUCUUGUCCAUUGGGACCUACAGACCCUCUUUGGCACAGCUGCUUCAUAGAUACUUGGACCUCGCACUGUAGUGUUACAUGGUGUUAUUCCAUCCUCAGCGUACAAUCUUGUACUUGUUAAACUCCAUGAUGUUUAUUAAAACCUAUUUCUUCAGGGUAGCAAUCCAGCCAUUCAGAAUAUCGACCUCUUUCUCUAAUUUGCUGUUGUCCACAAACUUCCUAAGGGUGCACUCCAUUCCAUCACAUAGGUUGUUGGUGAGGACAUUAAGCAGUAUUAGUCCCUGAUCAAUACUGAUCUCCGAGGCACUUCCUUAGUUUCUGACCAACACAGAAGUGGACUUCACACCAAAGAUCACAACUCUUUGAGCUCACCCACAAAGCUGAUCCUCCACACACAUUUUUAUCUGCUUAUCCAGACCAUAUAUUACAAAUUCAGUGUUAAUGAGACUGGUUAUAAUAUAUUAACUGUUUGUGGAUACUUUAGCUUACUUGUGAUAAUACAUAAUGCACACAGCUAGUGAUCCCAAUUCUUUUCAAACAGUAAGUUCUAACAUAGUCUUCAGUCAACUGCAGCCUUUUUGUCAUGCUUUGAUCACUGUGUUAUCAGAAAUCAAUGCAAAUUCGGUGUUCAUAGGGUGAGACACAUGCAAAAGUUCAUUAUGCUUAUUUGACAGCUUUACACAAUAGCACAUCCGUAAACAUGGAUUUCAAGAAAUUUUACAUCAUUAAUCAUGGGAUAUCAAAAUAUUUUUCCCUUUAUUAUGAAGUGACACUAAAACUGUGUCACAGCUACGUCUAGAAAGUCUAUUCUGCUGCUAAAUUUCAAGCAGACAUUUACUGUUUUAGAGUAUUUUGCAUAAUUACCAGAUAGGAAGUAUCAAAAAGCUAUUGCAGCUACUAAUCCAGAUAUACUUGGGCCAUUGGUUACAGUACCCAGCUUUCAGCUAGAAAUACAAACAGAACACAGUGGUUCUAAUAGCUCUGCUUUGUGUGCAUCGUAAAUUGAAAUGGCAUUCAAGUCAUCCACAUUAAAACACAUUAUGCAUGCUGUUUGUGUUUUUUUUCAGAUUUGGUUGUAUGGAAAACAUCUUUAUUUAUUUGUUUGUUUGUUUAUUUUAAAGACAGUGUUGCAUACACAGACACAAUCAUCCAAAUGCAUUACUUGCAAGAGACCAGGUUGUUUCAAGCAUCAUUUCUUUGAGGAAUAGUUAUACAGAUUCUGGAGUUUGAUGUUCUGUUUAAUUCUUCAGCUAUUUUACAAAAAGGUACAUUAACUCAAGGAACAAUUUAUUCCAACAUUUUAUUAUUUUUUUUUCAUUGUUGAAAAAGUAUUGUUUGAAUUGAACUGGAAUAUAUGAAUCAAAAAUGGUGUUAUUUGAAAGAACGUCAUGUGCUGCCAAUGCACUUGGUUCCGAGUCCCCUCAGUCUACCAAAGAAGGGCCAGGGCUUUGUUGCAACGAAGCUUUCAUCCAGUGCUCUUUUCAACCUGUUAUAUUCUCCCUCGUGCUCAUUUGCUUGGAACUAGGAAGGGAUUUUACAGCAAACUUGAAUGUGGCUCUCUCAGUUAAAUUAAUUAAAAAUCAUACCAGCUAUCAUACCAAAACAGUGGUAUUUUUCAUCAUUUCUUAAUAUAAAUCAUUUGCAGUUGCAUAAAUCACCAACAAAAUGAAUACAAAUUAUAACCCUUCCCUUAUUACCUACAGAUUCCCAGGAUUUUAUUGAAAUGUUAAGAAUGGGCAGGUCUACUAGAUAGAAGAUAGAAGAAUACCUUUUGAGGUCAUCCACCAUGCUCAAAAAUACUCUUUCCUCCACUUCUGCAAUUCAAUCAAUUCUGUAUGUCUUUAUUCAGUAUGCAAAAGACAAAGAACUUAUCUUUUGUUCCUGUUAAGUACUGUAUCUGUGUUAUUCAGAUCUCUUCCAGGAAGGCAGUCUGUAAUGAAAAGGGCGGCUAAAUGUCAGCAUUCUAUUUAUGAUUUCCUUAAAAACUGUAAAGGCAUUGCAUGUUACGGGAACCUCCUAGACACCAUGCACUGUGCACAUCCUAUUACCUGCACAAACUGAACACUCUCCAGAGCAGUAGGAAUCUGUUAAUGUGAUGAGUACCACGUGGCUGGCUGAAAAACAAAGACAGGUAAGCAGAUUUUCUGCCUUUCUUUCCUCUUUGCACUGCUCUCUGCUGACACUACAAAUCACACUGCUUUAGAGAGCAGAGGACUUGGUAAGAGGUCAAAUCAUUCUGCUCACUGGGACAAAUUUACUGUGAGCUAAAUGGUCACAGCGACAACAUAUUUCUGGUGAUAAGACUAUCAUUCUCAUCACAAUUACAAAUAUCGGCACCUCAUAGUCUCUGCUGAGCUUCUCACACCCUGCCCUGGGAGGCAGGAAAAUAUCUAAAAGACCUGUUCCAUAAACCAUCCCAGAUUGCUCUGAAAAUGGCCUAUGAUGGCCUUAGUGCUGUCACUAACAUUUUUAACAUGAGACUACAUGCUAAAGAAAGCAAGUAACUAUCCUGGCAGUAGAAAUAAAACCAAAAGUGUUAGAAAUAACCAGACUAAAAAGGAGAUCUUUUGGUUGUUUUGUUUGUUUGUUUUUUCUUUUCUUUUUUUCCAGUUUGGAUGGGAUACUUUGAAGGUAGUGAUGAGCAGAUAAAUAAUUCAGUAUUUUUCUUGGCUCCAUGGGAUAUGUGAAGUAGGGAGUAUUGCCUCAAUAUCUUGGAAGUGUUAUUUUUCUCUGUGUAGACAAGGCUCUUCAUGUUCAAGGCAAAGAAUAGAGCCAGAACUUCUGCCAGCUUUUAUUUCUGCCUUCCUUGAUUUUCUGUACUGGGAUCCUGAUCUCUGCUCCCACACAUCCCUAAGGGCAUUCCAUAGCUUCAGGCAUUUGUAGUCUGUACUGGUGCAGCUGGAGAGAGGAUGGAGGCUCUACACUGUGCAGUUCCUCAUACCUAGUGAUUCAAAGGCACUUGAAUGUUUCUGGGAUCUCUGCUCCUCUCUGGUCCUCUAAUGCCUGUGGGUAAAGGAAGACACAGUGCAAAGAUGCUGUGAGAAUUUGGUAUAGUGGCCAUGUGAUACCAUCAGUAAAUAUAAAAGAUAGCUCUUAUGUUAUAAAAGACUUAUUUAUUUAGAUGCAGAGCCCCCACAGGUUUUACAGGGGAUGCAGUUAGGAAAUCACAGAAUCACUGAACCAUAGGGAUUGGAAGGGAACUCCAGAGAUUGAGUCCAACCUCCUGAUAAAGCAGGUUUCCUAUAGCAUGUCACACAGGAAAGCAUCCAGAAAGUCCCUGAGUGUCUCCAGAGAAGACUCCUCAGCCUCUCUGGACAACUUGUUCCAGUGCUCUGUCACCCUCACAGUAAAGAAUCAUAGAAUUACCAAGGUUGGGUAAUUUGGACCUUCAAACUCAUCCAGUCCAAACAUCACCCUAUAAAAAAUAUUUCCUACUAAAUCACAUCCCUCAGUACAAAAUCUAAUCAUUUCUUUAACAUACCCAGGGAUGGUGU
Coturnix japonica (Japanese quail) is the source of this 11120-nucleotide messenger RNA. NCBI's taxonomy places the organism in Eukaryota, Metazoa, Chordata, Aves, Galliformes, Phasianidae. The record is from RefSeq and is a predicted model, not a curated record.